GACUUUUUGGCGCUCGAUACGGUCACGCUUUCGAUUUUGUCGUAUGUUUUCGGAUCGGUUUUCCUACUUAUUGCUCAAAAGUGACUCGGUCAAGAUCGUAAUUUAUUCUGAGCAGUCAAGUCAGACGUCUUGAAUGUGUCCACUUUGCCCGAGGAUAUGAAGCGUAAAGGAAAGCAAAAGACUUCAAAACCUUCUGGACGUUAUGGUUUAAAAGGCAGUUUGAAGUCUUACUAUGGUGAUUCUCAAUUACAUCCUGAAUGUGGGUCACCAGAUACAGGAUCUAAGUCAUCUCAUGGUCUUUCAAAAACACCAGAUGAUACUUCCAGUGAAUCAGUUCAUAGCCGUAGUCUUCGUAAUAGUUCUGUUGGAGAUGAUAACUUAUCACAAAUGGAAAGUCGUGGUCGUCGUGUACUAGACAAAAAGGGUCAUAACGGAGAUCUUGAUCAAAACGUAUUCAAGAAUUUUGCAGAUGACUAUAGUAAUGAGUCAAGGGAUCGUGAAGGCUCUCUUCCAAUGGGACUUAGUAGUGAACAUGAACUUCCUUAUGAUGAUGAAUCUACUCGUGAACCUUUAUCAACCAAAGAUCUCAGCGGAUCACAUAAUUCAGUCUUUGUUGAACCCCGUCAACCAGACAAAGUCACAGUGGAUUACAACAGUGCAUCGCAUACUCAAAGAAAAGUCAACAAACGUGAGCUAAAAGCGUUAUUAAAGCAGACUAAAAAGAAACCAUCAACUGUAGACGAGACAGUGAUCGCUGCUAUCGAUGAAUUGGCUAUUCACUUGAAGGAUACUUGUGUGAUUGACACGAAACCGGUACCUCGUCGACCAAUCCCAGUCGCUGUAUCUCCUACUUUAGCCUCACGUCAAUCUGAAACACCAUCCCGUAGAGGUGUCGGUGCACGCAGAGGCGGCCGGAGAGGUCGGGGUGCUCGUCGUGGUGGUCUUUCUUCUCCUACUUCUACCACUUCCAUAGAACAGGCGGUUCUUCCGGCAUCCUGGGUACCUCUUAUCCUACCAAACCCGUUAAGAAGUCCCGUGACAUCAGAUCCUGAGGGUGAUAAUUUGGGGGUGAAGUCGAAGUUAUGUGCACCUUGGCUUCAACAACUUCCUGAAUCGCGGGUGCAUCGGUUUGUUGUGAAUAUGCGCCGUCUGUUGGCGGCUACAUUAAAAAAUCCUAUAGAAACAGAUCACUUAUCUAAAAAACCUAUUCAACUUAUAGAUUUAACAUCAGACAAACAAGAUUAUUCUGCUAGCGCUUUCGAUAAUCAAUCGAAACAAUUAUCAUUUCCACUAAAUUCUAAUAUACAAAAUCUUGGUCAUCAUACAAUAAUACCCUCUGAGAUAAAAAAUACUGAUCAGCUGCCUCUUAUUAAGACAGUUGAAGAUGUAAAUCAAAAUGAUUCAAAGUUUAUUUCAAAUCCUACUGAAGAUUCUGCUUCGAAGUUGAAUUUUAAACUUGUUGAAAGUACUACUGUCACACGUACAUUGGUUUCUAGUUUAACUAAACGUCGAGGUAGAGGUAAAAAACACCAUGGAUUUCGCCGUAACUUUUCAUCUGUACAGUCGAAUACAAUCGGUGCAUCUGAAUCAAUCCCUUUGACAAAUACUAAUCUUGUUUCAUCAUCAUCAAAUCCGAUUAACAAUCAACACGUAGAAACUAGUCAAUAUGUGAUUCGAAUGCCUAAAUCAACUUCUUCUAAAGGGAAAUCUCGUGUUUCUCGUGAACUUCGUGGUCUUGUCACUUGGGACGCUGUAAUGGCCGAACAACGCAAACGUGAACAGGAAUUAAAAGACAUCGAAGCUAAAGGAGGAUCUGCCUCACUUCAUCCAUCUGAGGUGACGUUAUCAGUUGUAACUGACUUUAUAGCCUCUGUAGAAGAAGAAGGUCUAACUCCUAAACUUCGCAGAACUCGACAAACUAGCGGCAGUGUUCCCAGCCAUGUUACACAUUCAGCUGUAGGAUCUGAUGUUGCUUCUAUGCAGACUACAAUUGCUGCUUCCGAACACACUAAUUAUGAAAUAAAUUGUCGUGUGAAACCGGGUGAAACAUCUUCAGUAGUCGCAUAUUCUGGACUUAGUACUGAAGUGUCAAGUGUAUCGUCGGAUAAUAUAAUUUCAGUUCAAAAAACAACCAUUCAUAAAACAACCGGUGACAAUAAACCGUCUACUGGGAAUAGUGCAGGUGAAUCUCGAUUGAAUCAUUCGGAUUGUGAUCAGAAAUGUUCGUUUUCAGUCACCUCAGAUGCAAGCGAAAUGGAAUCUGCAUGUGUUACCCAAUAUUCUCCAAUUUCUGUAGAACAAGAACCAAACGAAUCACAGCAUACUUCAUUUGAACAACUUGAUGACGGUGCAUAUCAGUCGUCAACUACAGUUAAGCGGAAUAUCAGUCCCUUAAAAUCACCGGGUCGUCGUAAAAAGAAGUAUAAAAUUAACCGGUUGUUUAAAUCCCAUCCUUGUGACUCGGAUCGCCACCCGGAACAAUAUAUACUUAAUGAUUCAGUAUCUCAAAGUUCUGUUACUGUCGACUCUCGGCAACAAUUUGACACCUCUUCAUCUGUUUCAUCUCUUCCUGUUCCUUCGGCGAAGCGUAAACGACAAACACAACAUGGGGUUCUUACAAAUACAGAUCCAAUUCUUGAAGAUCCCAACUUCGUGGAACAGUCUGCACGUCUCCAAGAAACUGACGGUUCUGAUGCCUGUGAUAUUUUACCUACUUCUGCCUCAUCAUCACUUCCAAGCAACGUAAGACGUUCUUCUACUUCACGUAGCUCAGCUCUUCCUCCUCGAAAACGCUACAAGGUGGGAAUAGAUACAUCUAACACCAAUGAAAACCAUGCUUCCUCUGUUAUGGAUAAAGAUAAUUUGAGGGAUUUCUGUAAAUCAGGUUUCAAUGAGCCCAACUUGUCUGUAACUGUCAUAGAUUUAACAGAUAAUGCCUCAAGUACUGGAGUUUGUCAUCUUGGAAAUGCUGAUAUAUCUCUAUCAAAACCUGAACACAGAAAACGUGGUCGAGGUCGUCCGUCUAGACGCUUAGAAAGACUGGAAAGCAAUAGUAAUAUACCAGUUUCCCCCUGCUUAUCUUCUGACUCAGUUUCAGUAACUUGUGAUCGUCCAAAACGUGAGGCGGCAGCGAUGGGAUUUGCUAGUUUAGUUGCUGCAAACUUGAAUAAUACUGGUGUCGCUAUCAAUUCUGCACCAGAAACACCAGAAACUAUUAAUGUUAGAUCGGAAACUGGAAGUUUACCAUCUCCUACUACAAAUAUCAGUUGGGUUGAACAACAACAACACAUCGGAACUUUAGAAAUACAAGCCUGUAAGCCAACUGUAUCUCGAGGUCGUGGUCGCCCUCCGAAGCCCAGACCUAUUCAAUUACCCGUUGCUGAACAUAUGCUAAAUCGAAGUGCUGUGGAUUCAGAGAACAUGUUGGAUUCAAUUUCAAGUCGUCCUCUUCAGACUGUCAACGAAUCGCCGUUAUCGACAUCAUCAACCACACAUGCACAAGAAUCAAUACAGGUUAAGGAAGCUACUCAUCAAUCGUCUGAACAGAGUACUGAAAAUCAACAGAUGAGAAUCAAUGAAGUUCCAAUUGAUACAGCAUUGAAAGAGACUGACGAUAGUGCUAUAUCUCGCUCCCAAUCAGAUUCAAAUAACUCUUUAACAAUGUCGAUAAAGUCAUCGAAAUUGCUAUCGAUAAAACAGACAAGCAAAAAGAAUUCUUUACAAUCUAGCAUCAAAAUGAAAUCCGAAGUCGAUCAUUUGACUAUCAAAAGUAUGGCUAAUUCAUCUAUUCUAAGUUUGGAUGCUUCAUCAACAUUAUUAAAUCAACAACACUGUCGUUUACCUAGUCGUAAUAGUUUUUUCAAAGAUGCUACCAUAUCCAGUUUGGAACAGAUUUCAUUUCUCAAAGAUCGUUGUCUAAGUGGUCCACUAUAUGAAUUAUUUUGUAAAUUUCUUGAUGAACCUGAUCCACUCGAACCAAAUUAUCGGCUUUGUGCUCCUAUAAUAUACUUACCAUCACCUGAAAGGUAUCCGGAAUUUUAUCGAUUUACCUUAUCAUCACAUUUAUCUGGUUCUGGAUUAAAUGUUAAAUUUACAUCGAAUUUUACUAAUCGUCUAUUUUCACCAGUUGGUGAUAAUAAUAAUGAUGAUGAAAUUUAUCACGUUGAAUAUCCAUCACUUUGUUUAGCCAGUAUUGCAUCACGAUUUAUUAUAAAUUCAAUAAAAGAUCAAACAUUAAAUAAUAAUAAUAAUGACGAUGAUAAUUUGUCACCUCAUCAUCAUCAUCAUCAUUUAUUACAUGUUGAAUUAUCAGAAAAAGAAGAAAAUCAUUUUCUCCUAGUUACAAAUGCUAAUAUUAUGGAAAGUUUAUAUUCAUUAGAUAUAGCUAUGGAUAAUAUGUUCACUGUAUGGGAAGCUUUUACUGGACGUCGUAGUUGGUUUGGUCGACGUUUAAUGAAAUUAAAAAGUGUUUAUAUAAAACAUCGUACUAAUUUGGUUGAAAGUUUAAAGUUGGAGAAUCACAUACCGGUUGCAAUGCCAAAAUCGUUUGUACCAUGUAUACUUAAAUCACAAAAUAACAGUUCUAAGAAAAAAACUGAUCGUCGUGCACUCGAACGUGGUGCUGAAGUUAUUCGAUGUUUAUGUGGUUUUCGUGUUGAAGGUGGUCAUGUUAUGGUUCAAUGUGAUUUAUGUGCAUCGUGGCAACAUCUACCAUGUUUAUGGUGGGCACUUAGUCUGGCUAUUCGUAGUGAUUCCUCUAAUGGAUUAAAUUCAAACUUAGUUCGUUUAUGUCAAACAGCGUUAAUUGCUGCACAAGCUGUUGGUGGCGGUGGUGGUAAUACAGUUGAGGUAGAUGUGAAAGGUGAAGAUGAUCGAGAAGUUGAUGCUCCUUAUAUAUGUCCAGUUUGCUUGAAACUGGAUAAUUUAACAAAAGAAUAUCCUCGUUCAUUAUCUGCAGCGAUGAGUUUAAACGAUGUAGAUGCUGUCUUUGACUUACAAGAUACACUGGUGAAAGGUGAACAUGAAUUCUGGACAUUAGGUAGUCCUGAUGGAACUUGUCAAAUACGUACAGAUGAUUAUGCAUUUGUUAAUCGUUUCUGGUUAAAUCAUCUCAAUAUUUCACAGGAUAUAUCAAAGGGAACAACAACUACUGUAUUAACGAAUGUUAAACAACUUUUAGAUCAAUCCCUACAGUCUCCAGUGAAAUCUGCUUAUGAUCGUAUUAUUGUUCGAAUUUAUCGAUUAUGGAAGGAUGUCAGUGGUUUAGCUUGGCUAGAAGGUGGUUUGUUUCUGCGUCCAUAUGAUUUACCUCCGAUAUCGGCAAUAACUGAUUCAUCAAAAUGUCCACAAUUUUGGCAUCUUGAUGAAGUCGUCUACGAUGAGGCUAGACGUGUUAUUCUUCCAUUAGACGCUUGGAUUGGUAGAUGUAUGGUGUUAUGCCCUUCAGCAUAUAGAGUUGGUAGACCGGCUGAUUUACUAUAUACAGCACAUAUAAAAGAAUUUAUGCCAUCACUGAAAAAUGACAAUCUGAAUGAUUCCAAUUCUACUACAAAUCAGUUUCAAUAUUUCUUUGUUUGUGAAAAAUUAUUUGAACAGUCAUCAGUUGAUAACCAUAGUUGUAGAUUUGAUGAAAUAUCUCCUGGUUACUUAAAAGUCAGUAUGAAGCCAUAUUGUUUCCUUCGUAAACCUGAUAAUCAAUGUAUUCGUGGUAGUUUACCACGACAGUAUUCAGCUGUUGAACUACUCACCCGUGAUCAAAUACCUUUCUCAGAGGCAUCUGUCAAAGAUGAACAAACAUUUGAAAUCAAAACGUCUACUGAAGAAUGUAUUACAACAUCUGGAAAUAUGUCCAAUAGCGAUGAGAAGAAUGCUACAGUUCCAGUUGGCAGUUUAAAGCAAAAGGGUGAAAAACUGGCUCGUGUUGUUGACUGGUUGGAACGGAAACGUCAAACCAACUCUUCACAAUCCACAGUUACAUUACCUCAAAAUUCCAUUGUUCCAGAACAACAACAACAAACUUCCAUUUCAUUGUUACCCGUUGAAAAUAACCCAGUUAUUGAUGAAAUAUCAUUACCAUCAUCACGUAGUUUGUAUUCUCGAGGUCGAAUUCCACUUAGAAUCAAUCGUGGAAGAAGUAGAGGUUUCAAUAAAUCAUUGAAACUUACAUCAUCUAAUCCUGUACCAUUAUUACCUGAUAAAUUUUCUACAUUAACUGCUGUACUCCCCGAUAAAAUUGAUGAAAUAUCAUCCAAUAAAGAAGACGAAUCUCUCAAUCUUCCCGUUAAACGUACAUGUAUGUCAGAAAAUUCAUCACCAACUCAAUCAAAUAUUGUUCAAAUAUCAUCUGAAAUUAAUGUAGACCAUAAUUUAUCGUCAUUAGUCAUAAUCGAUUCAAAUAAUUCAUUAUGUAAUACAGUUGAUAAAAAUUCACCUAAACAACUUUCAAAUGAUUCUCUUAUCUCAUCUAAUACAGAAGAAACUAGUGUGGAUACUUUAGCAUUAAAUUCUAUUGUCCCAAUCACUUCUACUACUACUACUACUACUAUUACUACUACUACUACUACUACUACUACUACUACUACUACUACUAAUAAUAAUAAUAAUAAUAAUAAUAAUAAUAAUAAUAAUAAUAAUAAUAAUAAUAAUAAUAAUUCACCUCUUAAUUCACUUAAUAGUUUAAAGCCAUCUGAUUUACAAUCUAAUGAAGAUUCUAUAGAUCGUUUAUCAUCAGUAAUAUUAAAGCCUACAUCAAAUAAUCAAUCAAUUAUUACGUCACCUACUGAUGAUCAUUUGAAUAUUUCAUCAUCACCUAGUUUUGGAUCAACAAGAAAACGUAAAUGUUCCAUUACACGUAAAAGAUUAGUACCAGAACCAGAAUUACUUCAUGAAAUUAUUGACAAUUUACAAAAUAAUAAUAAUAAUAAUAAUAAUAAUAAUAAUAAUAAUAAUAAUAAUAAUAAUAGUUCAUGUUUAACUGUUAAUCAUUUAUCUGAAUUAAACCAUAACAAUACAUAUGAUAAUAUAUCUAUUGAAAGUUUAAACAACUCAAUUCAUAUAUCAGAUGAUACUAAACACUUAUCACUUUCAACUAAUCAAAUAUCUUCAAUAGAUCGAACAUUAUCAAUCCAAUCAUCAUCAUCAUCAUCAUCAUCAUCAUCAUCAUCAUUAUUAUUAUUAUGUACACAUUUAUAUGAAUCAAAUUUAAUUCAGAAUAAUGAUGAUGAUGAUGAAACUUGUUUAAUGAAUAUACAACCAAUUUUCUCUAGUCAUAUUACAAUUCAUAAAGUUCUAACAGAAAUUAAACAUUUUGCAUUGAAAUCCAAUCAACCAGUUAUUAUGUCAUUUAAUCAUAAUAAUAACAAUUUAAAAUCAAUAAAUGAUUGUGAUCAUCAACUUUCAACAUCAACAAUUUCUUCAAAUUAUUCAUUGAUUCAAAGUAAUAUUACGAGUCAAUCGAUAAUCGAUGAUAAUAAUAAUAAUAAUAAUGUAGAAAGUUCUAAUAUAUUCAUAGAUGAUAGUUCAAUAAAUCCUUUAAAUAAAGACCAAUCUGUUGAAUCAUCACAUGAAAAGGAAGUCGUUGUAGAUGAUGAUGAAGAUGAUGAUCAUCAUCAUCAUAAUAACAUUUCUCCUACUUCAACUGAAAAUAUAUCUCAUACUGAUAAUGAUAUUGAUAUAGAUGAUGUUAAUAAUAGUAAUUGUAUUAUGAAUAAUAAUGUACAAGAUGAGAAUAUUUCAUUCAUGACAACUAAUCAUGAUAAUAAUUCAUUGUUAGAUACUUCUAUAGAUUUACUCAAUAAUCUAACUACUACUACUACUACUGAACAAAAAGUUAACGAUAGUAGUAUUGGUGCUAGUUGUGAAUUUUCUACAACCGUCAUUUCAAUUCCAGGUAAUAAUAAUAAUAAUAAUAAUAAUAAUAAUAAUAAAGAAUAUAAAUCAUUUACAAAAUUUGCUGUUGAAACAUUAGUUUCAGAUGAUUAUUCAACUAUAAAUUCCAUUUGUACUACGUAUAAAUCAUCUCCUGAAAAAGAUUCAUCAUUAUCCCCAAAUAAUAAUAAUAAUAAUACUUUAUUAAAACAUAAUGAAUUAUCUACUGAAUUAAAUAAUGAUAAUAACGUGAUUGAUAAUUCAACCGUCAACAAUCAACAAUGUGAUGAAUCUAUUUGUCAAGAUAAUACACUUUUAAACUCUUCAUCAUCAUCAUCAUCAUCAUUAUCUGUGAAAGAUGAAAUCAAUCAAUUUCUUGUUGAGAAUGAGACAACCACUACAGAAAUUAUCUCUCCUAUAUCAUUAGUAACAAAUUCAAAAUCGAUAUCUAAUGAUAAUGAUUCUCCUCCAAUAAGUAUUGGAACACCUGUAUUAGAUGAAAAAUUAGAUUCCGUAGAACACAUAUCCACUGAUAUUAUACCUGAAUGUUUUCAAUCAAUUAAAACUAGUUAUAAUGUUACAGAUUUACAAACUCCGAUUGUUCAAAAUUGUCAAUUAAAGACAAAAGUAGAUACUGAUAUAUCUAAAUCACGUCAACCUACUACUACUACUACUAAUAUCACUACUACAGCUCAUAAUAGUAGUAGUAUUUUAGCAUCGAAAAAAUUUAAAGAAUCAUCUCGUGAUUAUGGUGGUCAUUAUGAAAACCGUCAUCAUUCACAUGGACAUCAUAACUCGUAUCAAUCAAGAAAUUCCAGUAAAUUUGAUCAUUAUAGAUCAUCGUCAUCAUCAACAUCAAAACAACAUCCAUGCUUUAGUAGUCAUCAUUCUCAUCAUAAUUCUCGUUAUGAUCGUAAACACCAUACACAUCCACCUCAUUAUCAUCAUCAACAACAACAAUCACAUCGUCAUGAUGAAUACAAUCCUCGUUAUCGUGAUUCAUCUUCUUCACAUAGAUCAAGAGAUCGUGAUGACAGUUCUCCAUAUUCAUCAAGGCAUAAUCAUGGCGAAAGAUCAGUAUCGAAUUCAUCACAUCGACAUCAAGAUCGCAUUUAUACCUCUGGAAAUAAUCGUGAUCCUUCUGAAGCUUCAAAUUGUUAAUUAAUAUAAUAAAAAGCUGUUCAUAAUAAAUAGAAUUUGUAAUCAAGAUUUACAUUCAUAGACAUACAAUCUUCAGUCUUGUUUCCUGUUUCUCCUCCUCCUCCUCCUCCUCUCUCUCUCAUCUCAUUUGUAAUCACAACGUAUUUGUUAAUAUUUAUUUUUAUCCAUAGGGUUUAUAUAUAUUGACAUGUAGAGUAGAACAAGGAGAGUAGGACAAAAUAGAAAGAUGAUUAUGAAAACUAUUGAAUAAACGCACAUCUAUUUUGUGUUGAUUGAUAAUUUUCAAUUCAUUUUCCUUUAUUAUUAUUAUUACCACUAAUUUCAUUUAUUCUUUCAUAUUGUUUUUUUUUCUUUAAAUGUGUACAACGUAUGUAACAAAGUAUGUGUGUGUGUGUAUAUGUUGUGUAUAUUGUUAUUUUGUGUUGAUCACCUUCUCUCUAAGGGUGUUUUAAUGCUCCAUACACACUCACAUACACGUUAAUGUAAACUUGACUUACAUUGAAAAAUAUUUGUUUGUUUGUGUUUUGUUUUAAACACAAAUACACCUCCAUCUCUCUCGCUCUCUGUACUUUAACCAAAUAAUCAUUUGUGUGUGUGUGUGUAUGUUGUAUGUAUGUGACACAACGGAGUAUAAAGUUCUAAACCUGUCAUUUUGUUUUAAUUCAUCAAUGUAUGUACAUAUUAACCACAAGACACAUAAUAUUUUCUUUUUAGAUAAUUAUGUAAUUUAUACACACAUAAAUACACCUCUUCAAUGAUCCCCUCUCUCUCUGUCACACACACAUACAUAAUUACUGUGUAUGGACAUUCGGUUGCUAAGAUUUCCUCAUUCUACAUUUAUUGAUAUGCUUUAAUUGUCCAUUAGACAAUGUGCACAGUAAUCCUUAUUUUGAAUUAUACAUAUGAUGUAUGAAUUGAAUUUUAUUUUUAUUCAUGAUAAUGAUACUGAAUUCCUUGAAAUCAAUUAUCUUCCCUCACUACCCCCCCCACUCCUUUUUUCUCUCUUGACUAUUACAUCUAAUGUUGAAGAAUUAUGUAUAUAAAUUUGCUAUUUAGUGAUUGUUUUUAAACAAAAACCAUUACUAUUUUAUUGGUUUUCUCUGCUCUAUUCUACUCUACUCUAAUUUGACCAAUUUAGUUUCAUGAAUGGGAGGGAUUGUUUUUAAUAAUGUGUGGCAUUUCUUAUCAUUAUUACUAUUAUUGUUAUUAUUAUUAUCAUCAUCAGUAUAAUUUAUUUAAUUUAAUUCUUUUUCUUUACUAUGAUAAUACUAAUCAUAAUAAUAAUAAUAAUGUAUUUAUAAGACGAAA
Molecule: messenger RNA, 10335 nt
Organism: Schistosoma intercalatum
Lineage: Eukaryota; Metazoa; Platyhelminthes; Trematoda; Strigeidida; Schistosomatidae
Source: the annotation of a GenBank genome assembly